UCCGAUACGUCGACCCAAGAUGACGGGACACACGUUGUACGUUCAGGUUGGGUCCAGGUCUCUCCGCUGUGCCGAGCUAGGCUGGUCGCGGUAACUUUUAGGCAUGUGCGACCGGCGUUCAGGGCAGCUGCGAACACAAACUGAAGCUCUACGUUUUCUCACCUGUUUGCGCUCUUACCAGGGCUUGAGCUGCAGGCGGACAAGCCUCCUUCCUGCCCCUUCUCCCCACGCGGAAAGCUAAGGGAGGCCCCUGGGGUGCCGAGGACGGAGCUCCAAGCCGAGAGUGUGGAGGCACGUCUACGCGGUCCCGCCGGCCAGGGAAGGAGCGGGGACCGCCCUGAGCGCUGCAGCUGCACAAUUCCGGCGGCUGCUACCUGGUGGACUUCAGACCCAAGGGAGGUGGUAGCAAAAGCCACCUGGUGACUGGUGUGAGAUGGGACGGACCUCGAAAGACAAGCGGGAUGUCUACUACCGCCUGGCCAAGGAGAAUGGCUGGCGUGCCCGCAGCGCCUUCAAACUGCUACAGCUGGAUGAGGAGUUCCAGCUCUUUAAAGGUGUGACACGGGCGGUUGACCUGUGUGCAGCCCCAGGCAGCUGGAGCCAGGUGCUGAGCCAGAAGAUUGGGGGCCAAGGGUCUGGCCAAGUGGUGGCUGUGGACCUGCAAGCUAUGGCUCCGCUACCAGGUGUGACCCAGAUCCAAGGGGACAUCACCCAGCUGUCCACUGCCAAGGAGAUCAUCCAGCAUUUUGAGGGCUGCCCUGCAGACCUAGUGGUGUGCGACGGGGCUCCUGAUGUAACUGGCCUCCAUGACGUAGAUGAGUACAUGCAAGCCCAGCUCCUCCUAGCAGCUCUGAAUAUUGCCACACACGUCCUAAAGCCAGGGGGCUGCUUCGUGGCCAAGAUAUUCCGAGGCCGGGAUGUGACGCUGCUCUACAGUCAGCUGCGCAUCUUCUUCUCCAGCGUGCUCUGUGCCAAGCCCAAGAGCAGCCGGAACUCCAGCAUUGAGGCCUUUGCUGUCUGCCAGGGUUACGACCCUCCUGAGGGCUUCAAGCCAGACCUGAGCAAGCCCCUGCUGGACCACUCGUACGACCCAGAUUUCAACCAGUUGGAUGGACCCACCCGCAUCAUUGUGCCUUUUGUGACCUGUGGGGACCUGAGCGCCUAUGAUUCAGACCGCAGUUAUCCACUGGACCUACAGGAUGGCUCUGAGUACAAGUACACCCCACCCACCCAGCCCCCCAUCGCACCCCCGUACCAAGAGGCCUGUGUGUUGAAGAAGACUGGCCGGCUAGCCAAGGAGAUCCGCCCUCAGGACUGCCCCAUCAGCAGAGCGGACGCAUUGUCCCAGCCCCUGGCUGCCCCUCAGUGCCACACCCAGCUUGCCCCUGAGAUGGAAGAGAAUGAAAUUGAAAUGAACUGUUCACAUUAACGUGGUGAGCUGGCAAGCUGAUAGAAACACCAAAGCUGCUUGUGAUCAGGAAAGCCAGAACUCGAACCUAUUUUUAAAAUGUCAUCAGUGGAGCCCGAACAAGCAAGCCACAUGUUGGAAUCUGCAAUGGUCACCACAAAGACACCAAGGAAAGAAACAACACGAGUCUGUCGAAUUCCUGACUGAGGCUUCGCCUCGUGUCGAUACCUCUCCAGGGGUGUCGUAAUUAUGUCCACAACUCCCUCCUAAAGCAAAGACUUUUAACUUGGAUAGAAAUGAGGGUAUCCAUGAAUUUGAUGGAGGAAAAUGUCGCACCUUUUCAUGAAUGACUCAAAUUUAGCUUGGUUCCCAGUUAGGAAUGCUGGCAACAAGUCACAAUAGGAAAAGCAAUACGUGUGAUUUUCUCACUGACACAAAAUACCCUUUUUUAAGUUAUGUUACAGUUGAAGGCAUAUGACAAUAUUUUUCAUAUUUGUCACUGCUAUGAAUGAUGGCAGAUUUUAUAAUUCGGUGUUCUAAUUAAAAAAGAAGCCCCAUAUGUUACUGCACCCCAAUUUUGUUUCAAUUUCAUACGUAUUAAUAAUUAAAUUUCAGUAUAGUGGGUUCCCAUUGUAAUACAGUGUAUAGGGUGCUUCAAAAAGUUCAUGGAAAAUGGAAUUAGAUAUAAGUUUAUUUUGGCAUAAAAAUGUUUGAGGUUCAUGCAUAUGAGGAGUCUUCCCAAAAAGUUGUAUAAAAUGCAUAUUAUAAGAAGACUGCAUGAAUUUCAA
Molecule: messenger RNA, 2196 nt
Organism: Lepus europaeus (European hare)
Lineage: Eukaryota; Metazoa; Chordata; Mammalia; Lagomorpha; Leporidae
Gene: FTSJ1
Product: FtsJ RNA 2'-O-methyltransferase 1
Exons: 13
Coding region: 434-1429 (331 amino acids)
Biological process (GO): tRNA methylation; cytoplasmic translation
Cellular component (GO): cytoplasm
Molecular function (GO): tRNA methyltransferase activity
Source: RefSeq, a predicted model, not a curated record